AUGGCGCCGUCUCUGCCUCAUAGCUACAUGGUAGGCGAUUUUGACUGCAACAUAGGCGUCGAGUUCGAGUUCGUCGUCCAAGGACUCAGAGGGGGCCGCCCUCCCUCUCUCGACUUGGAGGCACCGGAUUCCGAGCAGGACAAGCGUGUCCAGGAGGUCCGGCAUGUCCUGCGGAAGGCAAACAUCCGCUGCUAUCCUCCGAUCUCACGAGAUAGUCCCGCUUAUUUCGACAACGACGAUUGGGACCGCGGCUCAGGGCUGCUCAGUGGCUUCCUCGAUGAGUCGGCAAGGAAGCAAGGGUUCGAGAUCCAGGUUCCGGGGCCGCAGCGCAAGUACCAGUUCUGGAUGCCCCAUCCAGACCUCAGUGUCAUCCCUGACAGGUUCCAGACCAUGGCCGGCCCGGCAGACGACACAAAGCCGUCCCAGGGCUGCGAAAUCUCCUCUCGCGUGAUGCGGGCUUCAGACGCUGCCGGGGAGGUGACGCGCGUUCUGGGCGCCCUCCGCAGCGACAUGAAGGUGUGCAACACCACGACGGCGGGCCUGCACCUCCACAUGAGCGAGCCUCCUUCGGGCGACAGUCCAGGGGGAACUGUGCGUACGCUAACUACGAGGAGGCUGAUAUCCUUGCUAGUCAUGAUCGAAGGCUCCAUGUACAAGCUGUGCGAUCCUGAAAGGCUGAUGUCCGCCCACUGCAAGCCCGUCACCGAGUCGGUGCGGGCAAUCGCCGUCCGCGGCGACCCAGCCAAGCCGCUCAGCAAGCUAGGCCGCCAACACAUUUCUGCCGCGCUCAAAAACGUGGACAAGCAGACAAUGGCGUACAUUUGGGACGAGUCCAUAACCCAUGUGGACAUCCCGUACUUUGUCAGCGCUCCCGCCCUUCGCGUCAAGCCAAUCGGCAAUAGCGACCCCGAACUAGCCAGCAACGCCUUCGACUUCGAGUUUAGAUACCUUGAAGGGACUCUGGACCCGAUCCUGACUUGCCAGUGGGCCCGCGUCUGCUGCGCGCUGUUUCGCAUCGCGGCCACCUACUCGACCGACAUGUUUCGGCUCAAGAUGCUCGAGCUUGACCGCAUCAUCACACCGGACCAUCCCGCCUGGCACCGUGAAAGCAGGAUCCCCUUGAAAACAUCUAGCCUACGGGAUUUUCUAGCAGCUCUUGGGAUUGACAAUCCCGCAACAUACAUAUUCUGGCUUGAGAAGCUGAUAGCUAACGAGCAGGCCAUGAUUGCCAGGCCGAUUGUCGAUGGCUUCCUGGCCCCGUUGUCAGAGCAGUAA
This is a messenger RNA of Gaeumannomyces tritici R3-111a-1, 1275 nucleotides long. RefSeq lists its product as hypothetical. The record is from RefSeq and is a predicted model, not a curated record. Lineage: Eukaryota; Fungi; Ascomycota; Sordariomycetes; Magnaporthales; Magnaporthaceae. Bases 1 to 1275 code for a protein of 424 amino acids. The transcript has a single exon.